This is a messenger RNA of Pelobates fuscus (common spadefoot toad), 2196 nucleotides long. RefSeq names its product heparan sulfate-glucosamine 3-sulfotransferase 6 (gene HS3ST6). Bases 235 to 1749 code for a protein of 504 amino acids. The transcript is spliced from 2 exons. Gene Ontology annotation, molecular function: sulfotransferase activity. NCBI's taxonomy places the organism in Eukaryota, Metazoa, Chordata, Amphibia, Anura, Pelobatidae. The record is from RefSeq and is a predicted model, not a curated record.
GGAAGCCUGUGCUGAGAGGCUGACAUUUCUCCUGUCACUGUGGGUGGACGUUCUCGCGUGGGGAUCCCCUGAAUGCUCUCACUGGGAGCUCUCAGAGAGGCUUUUUGACGAGACAUCCUGCUGACAGCUGGGAUUAGACAAGAUGCUGCUAAUGGACUUGCAGUGCCUGUCCUGGAACUUUAUUAGACAGCCCGCAGUGAGUGGAGCAGAGAGGGAGCAGGGUCUGUCCUGCCCAUGGUCACACACUUUGACACUGUUUCUUUAGAAAGGCACGUACCGCAGGGCACUGAGGGCAGGUGGUUGUGCCAUGUCUGCCCCGAUGUGCCCUGGCUCCCAGCCCCACUCAUGGGAUGUGGAUUUAUAAAGCCUCGGAUUCUAUGUGGGCACCUGGGAGUACUGAGGGUCCAGCCCAAAGUCUCGCUUCUUCUGACUAUGAUCUUCCUCUUUACCUACGUAUUCUACUGCCUAACCGGCUCCUGCUGUGAGUCUCAGCCUGGCAUCCCUUCUGUGCCAGCGGGACUGACUGUGGCCCCUGGGCACAUUGAUGGUGAGGACUCGCUUCCCUCUGGCUCUACAUUUGGAAGGCUCAUACGCAUUGGUUCUCUUUUAGGGGGGCUGGUACGCUCUGGCUCAGUUUUAGGGGACUCAAUGGGCGCUGAUGACUCUGAUUUUAGGGGACCACUAGACUCUAGCUCAGCUCCUUCAGACCCCAUACCCUCAGCCUCUACUCUUGAAAGUUCUCUGAUCCCUUAUCACAUUCCACAAGGUACACAACUCUCUGCAUCAACACAAGAGGACGCAUUGCGUGGGGCUGAGGACACCAUGCGCACUCCCCCCGCGGAACCAAUAGGUUCUAUUUCCAGUGACUCUGCAUUCCAUGGGACAUUGAACAGCCCACCUCCCAUCACCAGUUCUGCGAACAUAGUGACUCAACGUCCCCGUGCUUUCCCUAUCCCAAACAGAACUGGUACCAAGAAGUUCCCCCAGGCUAUCAUUGUAGGUGUGAAGAAGGGAGGCACGAGGGCACUCCUGGAAUAUCUUAGGGUACACCCAGAUGUCAGGGCAUUGGGGGCUGAACCCCACUUUUUUGACAGGUUCUAUGACAAGGGACUGGAAUGGUACAGGAAUUUAAUGCCACGGACUCAAGGGGGACAAAUUACCAUGGAGAAGACACCAAGUUACUUUGUUACCACUGAGGUUCCAAAACGGAUUUACAACAUGUCCAAGGAUACCAAGCUUAUCGUAGUAGUCAGAGACCCGGUGACCAGAGCCAUCUCUGACUAUACACAGACACUGUCUAAAAAUCAGAACUUGUCCAGUUUCGAAGCACUGGCAUUUAAAAACAUAAGCACAGGGACAAUCAACACUUCAUGGAGUGCCAUCCGCAUUGGGAUCUAUGCCAAGCAUCUGGAAAACUGGCUUCAGUAUUUCCCCCUUUCCAAAUUCCUCUUUGUCAGUGGAGAAAAGCUGGUCAGUAACCCAUCGGAGGAGAUGGGACGUGUUCAGGAUUUUCUAGGACUCAAGAGAAUAAUCACAGAUAAACAUUUCCAUUUUAAUGAAACUAAGGGUUUUCCCUGCUUGAAGAAGCCAAAUGGUAGUAGUAGUAGCAUGCCAAGGUGCUUGGGCAAAUCCAAAGGUCGGCUGCACCCUAAUAUUGACAAAGAACUUUUGAGGCACCUUCAAGCUUUUUAUAGACCUUACAACAUGAAAUUUUAUCAGAUGACUGAACAGAACUUUGGCUGGGACUGACUUUGUAUCAGAAAACUAGCUCAAGAACUUGAGUAGAUAAUGGAUGAUUGUUUAGGCAACAUCAAAUACUUCUUCCAUUAUUGCAUUUUGGUUUGAGGCUGUAACAGUAUACCAGAGAAUUCAUUUGAAAACUCAAUUAUAUAUAAAGAUGUGUAAUUAACUCGUCUUUAAAGAUGACCUGCUUCUGAAUUUUGAUUUGAAGAUAUUUAAAUGUUGAAAAUAUGAUCAAUCGAAGAGUAAAAUGCUCUAUAAUCUUGCCACUCUUGUGAGUGUAUCUGUACAGCUCAGAUAUCUGGAAGUAUCCUAACCACUUUCUAUUAUUGUAAUAAUUAUUUAUAUCAGAGAAAGUGGGCACAAUGUAUGGUACAGGAGCAAACGUGAACUGUUCAAGCACAAGGGGAAAAAAUAAAAUGUAUAGCACAUUUGACAUUAAACUGUUACCUGUUA